CUCACGCCGCCGCACAGCAGAAUGCCGCUGAAGUUCAGCGCCAAUAUUUCAUGGUUGUUCACAGAACUGCCGGACUUUACCCAGAGGAUCUAUGCGGCUGCGGCUGCCGGGUUUCAGGCGGUGGAAGCCGCCUGGCUGUACGACACGGAGAUCCCGGAGCUCCGGAGAGCCAGGGAGGCCACCGGACUGGAAGUGGUCCUCAUAAACACCCCUUCCGGUGACGUCAAGGCGGGGGACCUUGGACUUGGAGCAGUCCCUGGAAGAGAAGCAGAGUUCAAACGUGGUCUAGAUCUGGCUGUGCAAUAUGCAAGAGCUUUAAACUGCAAAAGGCUCCACCUGAUGGCAGGAAGGAUACCUGUUGGGUCAGACCGAGCUGCCGUUGCCCUGGAAAUGGAGACCACAUUUGUUCAGAACCUGAAGUAUGCUUCAGAUGUCCUCUCAAAGGAAGGAAUCACUGGGUUGAUCGAACCAAUAAACACAAGGAUCACUGAUCCAAGGUAUUUUUUGGACUCUCCUCAUCAGGCUGCUUCAAUACUGGAGAGGGUUGGGAAGCAGAAUAUCAAGUUGCAAAUGGAUGUUUUUCACUGGCAGAUAAUGGAUGGAAACCUGACGCAGAACAUACACACCUUCUUUCCUCUCAUUGGCCAUGUCCAGAUAGCUCAGGUUCCAGGCCGUAACGAGCCGGACAGCGCUGGAGAGCUGAACUUCCCGUACCUGCUCAGCAUGCUGGAGCAGCAGGGCUACCAGGGCUACGUCGGCUGUGAAUACAAACCACGAGGAUCUACAGAUGAAGGUCUCGGUUGGCUGAAAGAUUACUGGACACACAACAAGUGACAUCAAGACGAGUCGAUUCGACAAAAGGCAAAUUGAUUAAGGUUUCCAUAGGGUCAGUUCGAUGUGCUUAUAUGUGUAUAUAGUAUAUAUAUAUAUAUAUAUAUAUAUAUAUAUAUAUAUGUGUGUGUGUGUGUGUGUGUAUGUGUAAUGUUUUCCACCCCACCGUCGGUUGUUGUGCAUCAUAAAUACCUACCCCGUUGGUUGUUAUAGUUUAAAUGUUUCCUCAUUUGAUUGGUUGCUGUCCAACCGAAAUUAGGUGCGUGACGCUGGGCAACGUAAUCUGUAUGUUUCUUUGUUGAACCACAUUAGCAGCUGAUGAGUGCGCGACGCACGAAAUAGGCCUGUAUUGCAAUAUAUUAAAACUUUUUUCCUGAAUCUGUGUUGAUAUACACUCACCGGCCACUUUAUUAGGCACACCUGUUCAAAUGCUCGUUAAUGCAAAUUUCUAAUCAGCCAAUCACAUGGCAGCAACUCAGUGCAUUUAGGCAUGUAGACAUGGUCAAGACGAUCUGCUGCAGUUCAAACCGAGCAUCAGAAUGGGGGAGAAAGGUGAUUUAAGUGACUUUGAACGUGGCAUGGUUGUGGGUGCCAGACGGGCUGGUCUGAGUAUUUCAGAAACUGCUGAUCUACUGGGAUUUUCACGCACAACCAUCACAAGAGUUUACAGAGAAUGGUUCGAAAAAGAGAAAAUAUCCAGUGAGCGGCAGUUCUGUGGGCGAAAAUGCCUUGUUGAUGCCAGAGGUCAGAGAAGAAUGGCCAGACUGGUUCGAGCUGAUAGAAAGGCAACAGUAACUCAAAUAACCACUCAUUACAACCGAGGUAUGCAGAAGAGCAUCUCUGAACGCACAACACGUCGAACCUUGAGGCCGAUGGGCUACAGCAGCAGAAGACCACACCGGGUGCCACUCCUGUCAGCUAAGAACAGGAAACUGAGGCUACAAUUCGCACAGGCUCACCAAAAUUGGACAAUAGAAGAUUGGAAAAACGUUGCUUGGUCUGAUGAGUCUCGAUUUCUGCUGCGAUAUUCGGAUGGUAGGGUCAGAAUUUGGCGUCAACAACAUGAAAGCAUGGAUCCAUCCUGCCUUGUAUCAACGGUUCAGGCUGGUGGUGGUGGUGUAAUGGUGUGGGGGAUAUUUUCUUGGCACACUUUGGGCCCCUUAGUACCAAUUGAGCAUCGUGUCAACGCCACAGCCUACCUGAGUAUUGUUGCUGACCAUGUCCAUCCCUUUAUGACCACAGUGUUCCCAUCUUCUGAUGGCUACUUCCAGCAGGAUAACGCGCCAUGUCAUGAAAGCUCGAAUCAUCUCAGACUGGUUUCUUGAACAUGACAAUUAGUUCACUGUACUCCAAUGGCCUCCACAGUCACCAGAUCUCAAUCCAAUAGAGCACCUUUGGGAUGUGGUGGACCGGGAGAUUCGCAUCAUGGAUGUGCAGCCGACAAAUCUGCAGCAACUGCGUGAUGCUAUCAUGUCAUUAUGGACCAAACUCUCUGAGGAAUGUUUCCAGUACCUUGUUGAAUCUAUGCCACGAAGGAUUAAGGCAGUUCUGAAGGCAAAAGGGGGUCCAACCCGGUACUAGCAAGGUGUACCUAAUAAAGUGGCCAGUGAGUGUAUAUAGUACUACCAUUAAACCUCUGUAAGAACACAUGUGGUUGUUUUACCUGACAUUUGGUAAUUACAAGUUAUUUGUUCCAUAUUUUGGCUUUAUGUACUUUUUUAACUGAAGUGACAAGAUUUUAAAUCUGGGCUGGAAUGGUGUCGGAGCCAUUCUCAUACACAUGUGUAGGAGCUCAUUGGUGAGCCUGGAACGAUAUUUGGUUUUAAUAAAGUUCAUA
Lampris incognitus (smalleye Pacific opah) is the source of this 2668-nucleotide messenger RNA. RefSeq names its product hydroxypyruvate isomerase (gene hyi). Gene Ontology annotation, biological process: glyoxylate metabolic process. The record is from RefSeq and is a predicted model, not a curated record. The transcript is spliced from 8 exons. NCBI's taxonomy places the organism in Eukaryota, Metazoa, Chordata, Actinopteri, Lampriformes, Lampridae. Bases 22 to 834 code for a protein of 270 amino acids. Gene Ontology annotation, molecular function: hydroxypyruvate isomerase activity.